Molecule: messenger RNA, 2403 nt
Organism: Ceratitis capitata (Mediterranean fruit fly)
Lineage: Eukaryota; Metazoa; Arthropoda; Insecta; Diptera; Tephritidae
Exons: 15
Coding region: 91-2244 (717 amino acids)
Source: RefSeq, a predicted model, not a curated record
CCACCAAUAGCAUUACCAAGAAAUGUAGUAGAGAGGCUUAAAGCCGAUCACAAUCCUCGUGUAAAGAUUUAUUCACAAAAAACCUGAGAAAUGCCAUCCAAAGCUUACGAAUGCGCGGAGAAACCAGCAGUGAAAAAGUUAACGCAAUUAUUUUUGGAUACUUUUGGUACCGCUAAAAUACCAGAAGGCUAUUGGGAGGGUAACGAGUAUGGGCCAAAAACAAAGGAGUUUGACUUUGGCGAAUUAUUUAACAUAUUUCCUAUACUUAUUGUUCUGGCUGUUUUAUGUGCAUUAGUAAUUGUGCUGGCAAUUACAUUCCUGGCGUUUUAUACAUUUUUCGGAAAAAGUGAACAUCAAACCUGCAGAAAGAAAAGAAUGUUUUCACUGAUAUUAAUUGCACUGCUCCUGUUGUCGCUUUUAUUGUCAAUAUUUGCACUGUACAUAGUCUUGAAAAAUAUUUUGUCUCUAAAGAAAAUUUAUAAAAAGCCCAAUGAUGCUCUCGACAGUCGAAUAAUUGUGUACAAGAAAGUAGUGAACGACAUUUUGUUCCAUGAUCUCAAAAAACUAAGGGACACUACUAUUUCUAACUGCAGAAACUCUGUUUUUAUGAAAGACCCCUAUCCAGAAGCAAGUAAAUUACGAAGAAUUGCCAAAGGUAGAGGCGCAUUAUUCGACGAUUACAUUAAAUAUAACAUUGAGCCGUUAUUCGAUAAUACCUUGAUGUACGAUGACGCUUUGAGAAUGUUUGCUCGAAAUUAUAGUGCAUAUGUAGGGUGUUCUCGAACAGGCAAAAUAUUUGUUGAAAGAUCAGAUUCUAUGAAUUACGCUUAUCAUAUAUUUUCAAUACAAGAAUGGGGAUAUCUAUACUACUCCGCUAAGUAUAUUUCGAUUUUAAUGAAGAUUUUCGUCCAGACAUCACCCACUGAUGAAACAAUGCCACGAGUCUGCAAUGAGAUUAACAGGCAUUUUGAUAAAUUGGAGAAAGCUGCUACAACGGAGGCGAUUGUUAUAGAGGAUAAUCUGAAAGAACUUAGCUGGAACAGAGAUGCCGAAAUAAUUGGAUCAGGCACAUUUGGACUUGUUCUAUGCAUUUUCGCAAUUUUGAUUUUUGCGGUAUUCCUAAUAAUUCUUCUAUGUACUUUCUUCAUGCUGCGGAAAACUAUGAUCAAACCAUUGAUAUUCAUCUUUGUAGCCCUCACACUGCUCUUUAUUCUGAUAGGAAUCAUAACAUUUUUCUAUUUUGUCUAUGGAGUUAUAGAAUACAAUGAAAUGUGUCGAGGAAAAGAAAAUCACACAAUAUCAGACAACUUCGCUAAUAAAAUAUUAAAAAAUUGCAAAGGCGACGAGAACAUAUACACAUUUUUGGACAGAGGUGAUCCAAGAUUUGCCGAGAAUUCUACAAUAACAACUAACUGCACCAACGUUUGCGUGAAAAAACUAUUCGAAGUCAUUCCUGAACAUAAAAAUCAAGCCCUCCGUUUACCGUAUAAUAAAUAUUGCUACUUCAGACCGGUUUCAAGAGGAUGGCUAAAAAAUAUUGAAUUAAGUCGUGAAGAAUUUAAGGGUAUGGCUGGAUAUCUAGAGGAUAAAGUUCGAAUGGACAAUAGCCUUGCUGCUGGUAUUACCAACCGUUUUAAUGGGACAUCUUGCAUGAUUAACUUAGCAAACAAACUGCUAGCAUACCAACCGCUACCACCGGACAGAAAAGAUUAUAUGAGAUGUAAUAGGGGCCAUAAGACUGCUAGUGACUUCAUAAAGGAGUUGGAAGAAGCAUAUGCUCGAAUAAAUGAUAAUUGUAAAGAUGCAUAUCGUUUCUGUGAACUAUUCGAAGAACAAGAUCUCGUGAAAAUCAAUGGCGACAUAAAUGAAUUUAAAAGACGUAUUGAAGAAAAACUAUUCACAGACCUGGGGACAUGUAAUGACGUCAUUCCGUCACUAACAGUAAAAGAAAAAGAGUUCUGUGAAUGUGAAACAUAUAUAUUGAAUGGAAUCUGGGUUGGCUGCCUUUUCUUCUUGAUAAGCUUGCUGAUACCUCUUUUCCUAUUGCCCUGCUUAAUAUAUCUAUUGAAGAUAUGUGAAGAUCAAGACCUUUGGAGUAGAAGAGACGCCCACGGGAAGGAAGGUAGUACGGAAUCCGUGCGGUCAAUACUGUUGCCGCCGAUAGGACUGCCAAGAGAUGUAAUAGAUUCAAUUGAGGCAAGUCCUAAUCCACGUAUUACCUACAUGAGGAAGAAAAUGAAUUAAAUAUCAUCCAUGGAAAUACUUACCACGUCACUAAUACUACUGCUUUAAAUAUUUUCAUCGUUUUUGGAAAAUAAUCUAAAUUAAUGAAUUUGAGAGAAUAAUGCAUUGGUAUAUGAAUUUAAAAUAAAAUAUUUGGAGUGACAAAGACUCUUCUCAAAA